Procambarus clarkii (red swamp crayfish) is the source of this 469-nucleotide messenger RNA. NCBI's taxonomy places the organism in Eukaryota, Metazoa, Arthropoda, Malacostraca, Decapoda, Cambaridae. The record is from RefSeq and is a predicted model, not a curated record.
AUGGGAGAGUUGACCUGGGAGAAGCUCUUCCCUCUACGACUGGAGCCAACAUUAGCCUGGCUUGUUCGGGGUCCCGCUUGUGUUGGCGGAGCAUAUAUAACCGGGUCACUUGGCUGUGGAGCGUCAGUACAGCUUGGGAGACUCUCAGUGUUGUCUGUGUAUCCAUCAUGUUUACUAUGCGUUGUGUCAGCCUGGUUCUCCUGCUGGUGCUCAUGGCUCUACUGCACUUCUCGACGGCUCAAUAUUGGCACGAUCGUCGGUACCAGCCAGUGUAUGGCCAAGGUUACUACCAGGACAACUACGGGUAUCGUCCCACGUACGGCCACGGUUAUCAACAGUACUACGAUGACGGGCUCUAUGGUAGACACAGGUAUAGGUACUGAAGACCAAGCAAGAACUGAUGGCUGGGAGAAUAAAUUUAAAAGAUUACCGUUUUGUAACUUGGACUGAAUAAACUGCAUCCAAUGAA